Messenger RNA from Helicoverpa zea (corn earworm), 4783 nucleotides. It is a transcript of the gene Oseg6, whose product is annotated as WD repeat-containing protein 19. Gene Ontology annotation, molecular function: protein binding. The record is from RefSeq and is a predicted model, not a curated record. Bases 406 to 4503 code for a protein of 1365 amino acids. The transcript is spliced from 21 exons. Lineage: Eukaryota; Metazoa; Arthropoda; Insecta; Lepidoptera; Noctuidae. Gene Ontology annotation, biological process: cilium assembly; intraciliary retrograde transport. Gene Ontology annotation, cellular component: intraciliary transport particle A; cilium.
AGUACGGGAGAUGGCAACAUUUUGGGGUCAAAUAAUGAAAUUGUGUAGUUUUACCUUUUAUUUUCAAAUUGGCUUAUUUUCUAAGAUUUUUGUAUAUAAAAUAUUAUGAUUAAAUUAUGAAAUUAAUUAAUACAUAUGAAAAACAAAGGCUGGAUUAGUAAUAAAAUGAAUAAGAAAUAGCUAAGCUAUUAUGAUCCCCAUGCAUGCACAGGAAUCCGGUUACGUGAAGUUGCUUAGCAACCAAAUUAUAACAACAUAACAUGCUGUAAAAUUAAAAAUUCAUAAAAUAUAAUACUCAAUAACCAUCAAAGUAUAGCAAAUCGUACCUACACGAGAUUUAUUCGUACUGUUCAUGCAGGUUACAUGACUCGCUUGAUACGUAGGUAAUACAAAAAUCAUACAACAAUGACAACUCCCAAAUUACUAUACACAAUUGAGCAGCCCCAUGGGAUGGGUGAGCUAUAUUUCCUAUGGCAGAAGGGAGAAUCCCACUCAUUGCUGGCUACAACUGGUACUGAUGCUACAGUAGCUGUACAUGACAGGUCCGGACAACUGAUGGAGAGAAUGAAGCUGCAGGGACUUUGUGCAGGUAUGGAAUGGGACCAAGACGGAGACUACCUAGCUAUCAUAACACCCAACAGUAACACAGUAUUACUAUGGGAGUGCCAUGCCAAUAAGAGGAUUAACAUAGAAACAGGUCUAAGGGAACCUCCAUCAUGUAUAGCUUGGGCUUACGGAGAGCCUCUGUUAGCUGUUGGCACACAUAAAGGGAAUCUUGCCUUGUAUAAUCAUCAUACAACAAAGAGAAUACCAAUAAUAGGAAAACACACAAAAAAGAUUACAUGUGCAGCAUGGAAUAAGGACAGUAUUUUAGUGUUGGCCUCUGAAGACAAGAGUUUGUCUAUAAACAAUUCUGAUGGUGAUACUUUGAGGAUGAUAUCUCUGAGAGACAUACCAAAUGAUCUGCAGUUCUCCGAGAUGAAGACUGAUGAAAGAGUUGCUGGGGAGAAUACAAUAAGCCUUGUUGUUGGUAAAAGGACACUAUACCUAUACAACCUCUUAAACCCAGAGAAUCCCAUAGAGUUAGCGUUUCAACAACGCUAUGGCUCAAUAGUCUCAUACAAAUGGUACGGAGAUGGCUAUAUUCUAAUAGGAUUUAGUGCAGGGUUCAUUAUAGCAAUUUCAACUCAUAUCAAGGAGGUUGGUGAAGAGUUAUUUCAAGUGAAGAAUCAUAAGGAUAAUCUGACUGAUGUGGCUGUUUGUAAUGGACUUGCUGCAUCCUGUGGUGAUGGACAAUUGAAACUAAUUGCCAUAUGGAACAACGGCGAGGUAUCAGGGUCAGUAAUGCCAGCAGGCGGCGCUGAACGAUGUGCGUGGAGCUCUGAUGGACGUCUGCUCGCGACGGCCGGCAGGGCGUAUCUGAACGUAUACGUGACUGCAUUGCCGCCAUUACAUGCGGCGUAUGGCACCAGGGUUAUAACGCUCACCAGUCUCACUGAGGCUACUGUGUAUCAGUGUAUUGCUGUUGGGGAUGAGCCGGAGCCUGUUAAUAAAUCGGAACCCGCAGCUCUCGCUACCUACACACUACCAACAGAACCAAGCGUGAUCGCUCUAGGCGGGUCCCACGUGUGCUGUGCUAGCGGCACUUUAGCAUGGUUCUACCCGCUUGCGGGGGGAGCUGCUACAAGAAGACAAUACCCAGCGGCCAUAGACGUCAUUACGUUGGCUGGGGACUAUGCUGCCGCACUGUUUCAGGGACGGGCUAUGUUGCAUGCGAUUGACCAAGUGGAUCCAUCACAGCCAGAGAAAGAAGCCAUAUUGUUCCCCGAGCCGCACAUGCAGGGAGCUAAGAUCGUCGACAUACAUCUCACAAGCGACUUCUUUAUAUUCGUCACUGAUCAAGGGCACGUAGAAUACUUUGGGGUGGAGGAAUGGCGGUCGUGCGGCCGCUGGCGGCAUGCCUGCGGCGUCCGCGGCGUGUACUGCGACAUCGGCGGCGCCCGCGCCUGCGUGCUGGACGAGCGGCGCCGCGUGCACGUGUACUGUCCCGCGCCCGACCACGUGUGUGCGCUGCAGCGCUCGCAGGCCGCUGAUGUUAGGGGCAUAAUCUGGGACAUCUGUCUAUCAGACCGCAACGUGUUCAUAAUCUACACGGACGAGGCGAUAGAGACUUACUACUACGCGGCGAAUUCCAUCAACGGCUCUCAUAUUGACUUGGUGGGGAUCACGCCGCUGUUGGCUGGUCAGAUACCACUGAUUCUGUUCUCUGGAGAUGUUUACUGUUAUGGCAGUGGAGGCUCAGUACUAAAACUAGCCCUAGACUCGCACAACACGAGUGGCCUAGCGGAUGCCGAUACAGAGAAACGCUUAGCCAAUCAACGUCGUCACAUAGACAAGUUGUUAGGAUUGAGACGAUUCAGCGAAGCUUGGUUAUUCUGUGACGCUGUGGAUGAACCGGAACUGUGGAGAAAGAUGGGGGAAGCCGCUAUAGCUGAACUUAAUGUGGAGUUUGCAAUUCGUGUCUAUACGAGGCUUAGUGACGUGGCAAUGGUUUGGGCUCUUGAAGACGCUUCGCAUAUUGAGGACUUGUCCAUAUUAUGCGGAACUCUCUGCGCCUGUCUAUGCCAAGGUUCGGCAGCAGCUCGUUGGUUAGAAAGCUCCCCAGCCGGAGCGUUACACGCGCUAGAGUUACACGCGGCUCGCGGGGACUGGGCACGAGCGGCCGACAUCGCCGCUGUAUCCUGUCCCGCUAAGGCGCCCGCUAUUACACUGCAUAGGGCACAGCAUUUAGAGCUCACUGCCGACUACCACGAAGCAUUAUCAAACUACGAGAAAAGUCUUAUAACUGAAAACACGGACGACAUUAAAGUUAAAGAGCACAACGACAAAUGCGAGGCCGGGAUCGCUCGUAUGUCGAUACGUUGUGGUGACGUCAUGAGAGGCCUGACCACCGCCAUGAAACAUUCACACGACAUCAUGCUUGUGAAAGAAUGCGCUCAACUACUUGAGGAAGAAAAACAGUAUACUCAUGCAGCUGCCUUAUACGAUCAAGCAGGAAACACAGAAAAAGCAGCUUCUUUGUACAUCAAACUAAAGUCCUGGCUAAAAGUUGAAGCUUUACUCCCAAAAAUCAAUUCUCCAAGCAUACAUAUACAGUAUGCUAAAGCUAAAGAAGCUGAAGGGAGAUACCACGAUGCUUUGAAAUCCUAUCUCAAAGCUCAAGAUUAUGAAGCAGCCAUUCGUCUCAACUUAGACAAACUAGACGAUAUUGAUGAAGCAGUUAACUUAGUCCAAGAAACAAAGUCCAUACAAGGCGCAAAAAUGGUAGCAAAUUACUUCCAAAACAGUGAUGAUCCCACUUCGGCUAUCAAGUUCUUAGUAAUGUCUCUAUGUUACGACGAAGCGUUUCAAUUGGCAAGGAAGAAUGGAAAGUUGCAACUGUAUGGAGAAAUAUUGAUCCAGACUUCUCAAGCUAGGCCUGAGGAUUUUAAGAGCUUGGCUUUGCAUUUUGAGGGAGAGAAGAAUCAUUUGUUGGCGGGGAAGUUUUAUUUCCAUGCGGGGGAGUAUAGCAAGGCGAUGUCGCAUUUAUUGAGGAGUGGGGGGUCGGAGGAAGAGGACAAUGAGGCAAUUAGUAUUGCUAUUGAUGCGGCUGCUGCGAGUGAUGAUGAAAGGCUUACUAGGAGGCUAAUAGAAUUUCUAUUAGGAGAGACAGACGGUACACCGCGUGAACCCCGUCAUUUGUUCCGGCUAUACAUGGCCAAGAGACAAUUUGCUGAAGCUGCCAAAACUGCGAUAAUAAUAGCGGGUGCAGAAUGUCGAGCUGGUAAGUACCGCGAGGCUCGCGACGUAGUUCGCGCUAUGUGCGUGUCGCUGCGAGCUUCGCGCAUGCCGGUACCCAGAGACAUGAGGCAUGCCAUCGCCUUACUGCAUAGUUACAUAUUGGUGCGCACUCACGUUAAACGUGGCCGUCAUGACUUGGCUGCUAGACUUCUGCUGCGUACUGCCGCAGACGUUACAUUCUUUCCAACACCACAGCAUCAAGUAUCGAUAUUAACAUCGACGGUUAUCGAGUGCAGUCGCGCUGGAUUGAAGCAUCAAGCUUAUCAUUGGGCCAGAGUGUUGAUGCAGCCUGAAUAUCGAUCUCAGAUUGAUCCAAAGUACGUAAAGAAGAUCGAGAGCGUUGUACGUCACGGGCCUCGGGAUCCCCCCGCCCCCGCGGUAACGUCCCCCUGCCCGCAGUGUAGCGCGGCCCUGCCCCAAGCAGAGCUGACGUGUGCGCGCUGCGAGGCUGACGUGCCCUUCUGUCUGGCUAGCGGCCUCCACAUAGUGAAGGAUGAUUUGACCGCGUGUCCAGAGUGCGAUUUUCCAGCUAUUCUCAGCGAAUUUGUGGAGAUUCUUCAAGAAGAAGGCAAGUGUCCGAUGUGUGGCGAGAACGUCGAUUACCGCCGUCUCGUUAAAAUUGACGAUGUUGCUGCCUACAUGGAUCUUAAUACCACGGAAUAGAGUUCUUAUUAAUGUAUGAACACAAAGGUAUUUGUACUUAGUUCUCUAUUUAAUUUAUGGUCUAAUUUGAUCACCUGGCAUAUAUUUAAAUAACUGCAAUGAUUUUGCAGAUUUUAAAAAUUGUAUGAGGAAAGGAGCUCCUUUGAGAUAUCAAAAUUUUUACAUCACAUUAUUUUUAAGAUAAAUUCAGAUGUAGAGUUAUAUGCACCUUGAGGAGCGGUGCACCGAAUUUGUGAUUAAAAUAAAAUAUAUCGAUGUUUUUUGCAAACUUCUGCAAAUA